Messenger RNA from Puccinia graminis f. sp. tritici CRL 75-36-700-3, 927 nucleotides. RefSeq lists its product as uncharacterized. Lineage: Eukaryota; Fungi; Basidiomycota; Pucciniomycetes; Pucciniales; Pucciniaceae. The transcript is spliced from 3 exons. Bases 1 to 927 code for a protein of 308 amino acids. The record is from RefSeq and is a predicted model, not a curated record.
AUGAAUAACACAGAUACCGCGGUCAAUAAAACCACCAACAGUGCCACCAAUACCGCUUCCAAGACUUCCAACUCCGCCAUUGAACCUGAGGCUGAGGACAACGCAGACAAAAAAGGCCGCUCCCAAACCUACCUUGAACACAAAGACCUGCAGUUGUGUAACUCGUGGUUCAAGAUCAGUGAGGAUCCCAAGAAGGGCACCGAUCAGACCUUUAACGCGUUCUGGGAGGCCAUUGCAAGGCACUACGCAACUCAUAUCCCAAACGCCCUGCAAUCCGCCAAAAGCCUCAAGAAUCAUUGGAGUGACAAGAUUCAGAAGGAAGUGAAUCAAUUUCCCUUCACUAUGCUCGGUUGCUAUGAGAUUCUCAUCACAUCACCAAAAUGGAACAACUACUUGCGGGACCUUGCAAAAAAAAGAGAAUCAACUUCUACAGCCGCAAACAAACGCAAGGAGCCCAACAGCUCAUCAACCAACUUACCCAGCACAAAUUCUACGACUACAGAUGUUUCAAACGGCAGUCGUGGUGGGGAUUCUUCUAGCAAUGAGACUUGCGGCCCUCCAACUUGCCCCAUUGGCCGCAAACGUGCUAAAUGCGACAAAGCAGAUGAACUAGCAGCCAAAAAAACUCAGGAGAGCCUCAAGAAGAUGGCUCAGGCUCACUGUGAUAUUGUGGAGGUCGCUAAAAAACAAAGUAGCUUCCUAGAGGCUCAACAGGCCGCAAUGAAUCGAUUGGUGGACGAGUCAAUUAUGUGCAAGGACCUCUCUGGAGCUAGCAAGAUGAUGAAGAGAUAUUAUUCAAUCAAGCAAUCCAAGAUCAUGGCAAGAUUGGAAAAGGAGCAAUCUGCUUCCAACGAUGCGACUAGCACACGGGCUCCUUGUGACAGUCAAGCGACAGUCAGGAGAAGGAAGCGACUAGGCGCUGGGUGA